AUGGUUCCAGUAGACAAUAUUUUAUGUGAUUGCUCAAUAACAAAAAUAUUGAAAAGAAGAAACAAUGGUACUGUCAUGUUCAAAGAAUACCAUGCCAUAGGUGGCCAAAACAAAGUCACCAUGGGUAUAUACUCCGUUCUAAUCUUGACAUCAUGUUUGGUUAUCGGAAGUUACGCUAUCAGCUCAUGCUGUAAAAACCUUAUCCCAGACUUAAGCUACAAACUAACUGGUACCGAAGUAGCCUUCCCGUGUGACAGUACGAAAAACAUUUACAAAACUACAGGCCGUUAUGUAGCCAAAAACAUCAUCGCAACCAGAAUGCAGAUCUACAGAGAUGACGCUUAUGUAGCUCUGCCAAGAUACAGGCAUGGAGUGCCGUUCACUCUAGCUAAGUUCUCCUUGAAAACUAGAGGCUGCAAAGCUGUCUUAGUGCCAUAUCCGUGCUGGCCACUGCAAGAAGAAGGCAACUGUGAAGCUUUACAAAAUGUUGUUGAUUUGUUUAUUGACGGAGCUGAUCAUCUCUGGGUAUUAGACAUUGGUUUGGUAAAUACAUUGGAACAACCUGUACGUCGUUGUGCACCUAAAAUAGUCGGAAUAAACUUGAAGACUAACCAAGUAGUGAAAGUAAUUAGUCUGGAACCUUUCGUUACGCCUGAAAGUCGCCUACAAUAUAUCAUCGUCGACUUCUCAAAAGAUGGCAUUCCCUUCGCUUAUGUAGCUGAUGGUGGUUCCGGAGCAAUCAUCGUCGUGGACUUAAAGAGUGGUAGUGGAUUCCGUAUUGUUCUACCAGUUGCCGUAUCAACUGGUGCAGUUAACUGCGUAAAGGAUGUCCUCUACAUUGCCUUAGCAAGAAAGCCCUGCGGAAACAUUCUUUACUUCACCUACCUCUCAUCACCAAGACUAUUUUCAAUCAAAGCUGAAUUCUUACAAAAAGGCCAAGCCAUGGGAGCCGUCAUUGACGUUGGACACAAACCUCCAUUUGGAAAAAUCGUUCUUUUGGGUACAGAUAACGGUGCCGCUAUUUUCUUUAGAUACAAGGGUGAAUCUGAUAUCUUCAUCUGGAACAGUGAAACUGUCUUCAAACCCGAAAACUUUCUCUUGGUCCAAAAAGGAGACGACUGUAGACUGGCUACUGAAGUCGUUGCUGGAUACAAAAAACUCAUGUGGGCUAUUGAAAGUAACUUCCACGAUUACAUUCUUGAUAUCGCUGGAAGUCUUGGCCCCUCAAUGGCUGUACAUCCUCUUAUCAAAACUUGUGAUUAG
This is a messenger RNA of Diabrotica balteata, 1263 nucleotides long. NCBI's taxonomy places the organism in Eukaryota, Metazoa, Arthropoda, Insecta, Coleoptera, Chrysomelidae. The record is from the annotation of a GenBank genome assembly.